Mastomys coucha (southern multimammate mouse) is the source of this 2008-nucleotide messenger RNA. RefSeq names its product C-type lectin domain family 1 member A (gene Clec1a). The transcript has 7 exons. The record is from RefSeq and is a predicted model, not a curated record. Bases 7 to 924 code for a protein of 305 amino acids. Lineage: Eukaryota; Metazoa; Chordata; Mammalia; Rodentia; Muridae.
GAUUGGAUGCUUUCAGGGGUUCUGCUGCGGGGACUCGCAGUGAAUGAUGCUGUGCACUCUGCCUUUGGAGACAGGAAGAGUCUCUCCUCCUUCCCCAAAAGUACAGGAAUCAGGAUGCAGGCCAAAUACAGCAGCACAAGGGACAUGCUCGAUGACGAUGACACCACCAUAAGCCUGUAUUCUGGAACCUCCACUGCCACCAGACGUGCAGAGCCCAGGCACUCAGAGAAUGGGACACCCUCUUCAGUUUGGCGCCCAGUGGCCCUGACCCUGCUGACCUUGUGUUUGGUGCUGCUCGUUGGCCUGGCAGCCCUGGGCCUUGUGUUUUUUCAGUUCUACCAGCUCUCCAAUAUUCAGCAAGACAGCAUCACUGAAAGGGAUGAAAAGCUGGGGAACAUGUCCCGACAUCUACAGUCUCUCCAGACCCAGAACAGAAAACUCAUUGAAACUCUGCAGCAGGUAGCUGUAAAACUGUGUCGUGAACUUUACAACAAAAGUGGAGGACAUAGAUGCAGUCCUUGCCCAGAAAAAUGGAAGUGGCAUGGGGACAAAUGUUACCAGUUCUAUAAAGAAAGUAAAAACUGGCAGAGCUGUGAAUACUUCUGCCUGGCUGACAAUGCCACCAUGCUGAAGAUAAGCACACAGGAAGAGCUGGAUUUUGCCAUGCCCCAGAGCUACUCUGAGUUUUUCUACUCUUAUUGGACAGGGCUCUCCCGCAAUGGCAGUGGCAAGGCCUGGCUGUGGACAGAUGGGACACCUUACUCCUUUGAACUGUUUGAGAUUAUAAUAGAUCCCACCAACUUAAGAAACAGGGACUGUAUGACCAUCUUCAAUGGAAAGGCUUACUCUAAGGACUGCAAAGAGCUGAGGAGGUGUGCCUGUGAGAAGGUGGCAGGGAGAGUGAUACCAGAGGAGCUCCAGUAGGUGACAUGAAGCAUUGGAUGGAAGGGGCCAACAGGUCAGCUUCAACCACCAGCAAAAGGAACUGUCAAGUGAAGCCAAUGUAGAGGACAUUCCAAGCUGUGAGAAAAAACAGGGCAGCUGCAGGGGCUGGCAUGUGUGUGAGAAGUUCUCCUGGUUCCAGCUCAGCAACAUCCAGGCCUUGGCUUUAGUUCUUGCACAUAUUUUCCAAAAAGUCUUACUCAUGAACCACCAAAUAGUCCCAGGAAGCCAUAGAGUUGUCUUCCUUGAUUUACAGAUGACUUUCAGCUUUCUCUCUUCUCAGGGUCUGUUAUCAGCCUCUGUUUCAUGGCUCCCUUACUCUUGGAAAAGUGAGAAAAAUAGAAGAGUUGACACAAAGCCACAAACUGGAUGAGCUGGUGUCCACACAACUAUUGAUACCUUUACAGUCACAGCACUUGGCAGGAGAAGGAAACCAGGAGAAGUUCAAGGCCAGCCUCAGAUACUUACUUGGAGGCCUUCCUAGGCUACAUGAGUAUGUCUUCUCAAGUGACAGAAAGAAGGAACAAAAGAAUAAGAGAGAGAGAAUAAAGAAGGAAUAAUGAAAGAAGAAAUGUGAAAAGCAAAGUGAAAAGAGAGAACAGAAGAAAAAGACAUGGCACCCUUCAUCCUAGCAGGCAGUCCAAGAGAAACGAGAAGUCCUCACCCCUGUGCUACCCUACAUACAGCCAAUUCUUUUUGUGUCCAGUUCACACUUGGCCUUUCCUAGGCUCUCAAAAGUGACUUCGCCUGCUGGGUCUAUGGCCAGCUUUCCAGCUGAUAGAGUUCUCAUUAUGUCAACCACAACUCCUGUGUCCUUCCCCUUAUUAUCUCUCCUAGGAAAGAGACCGUCUCAACUCUAAGUUAGAAUUAAUGUCCCUGUACUCCCAAAGAAACUGAAACCUAAAAACAAGCAAACAAACAAACAAAUAACAACAACAAAACCCUAAACAGUCUCUGUAUAUGCACAGAUAUACUGUUUCUGGUUUCUUCUUCCACCAUGUUUGAACAAUGUUUAUACCUUUCAGGUACUGAACGUUUAAUAAUAAUAUGUGUAAAUAAUGUGAAA